CUCCCCAUUACAAUCCCACUACUUAAUUCCCUACGUACCCUCCCUCCAAACAUCUACCCCCAAUGGCCUCCGGCCUCAUCCUCGACCCCCACAGCCUCUUCCGCGCUGCCCCCCUCAUCACCUCAACCUGCACCCUCUGGUUCGCCUUCGACCAAGACUUCUUCCUCAAUAUCUUCCUUCAUCCCUCCCACCGUCCCCACAGCGAGACACUCCUCCCAUCCUAUUUUGGCGUCUUCUUCCGCCGCGGCGUCGUGCGUGUCCUGGGCCUUCUAGCCCUGACCCUGACAGGCGGAGGAUGGAAUAUUCGGAUGCAACCCCGCCAGUCACCAUCCUGGUCGUGGUAUGUUGCCGGUACGGCGUUCGCCGCUAGUCAUCUGCUUUUUGUGCCGGCUAUUGCACCCAAAGUGCAUGCGAUCGCGGAGGAUAAGUCCCGGGGUGAGUCGACGAGGGAUCUGGAGGGGUGGUUGGCGGUUCAUCGGGUGCGGACUUGGACGGUUGAUUUGGCGGCGUGGGGGUGUUUUGUUGUUGGGAUGGUAGUGUCCCGAGAGGGAGGGAGGGGGUGGGGAGGGGAUUUGUAG
Molecule: messenger RNA, 578 nt
Organism: Aspergillus sclerotioniger CBS 115572
Lineage: Eukaryota; Fungi; Ascomycota; Eurotiomycetes; Eurotiales; Aspergillaceae
Exons: 1
Coding region: 63-578 (171 amino acids)
Source: RefSeq, a predicted model, not a curated record